UGCCGUGAUAUUCGAAAUGUGUUUAUCCCACCUGAGGUCUGAGGUUAAUGUAACUCCCAGGUAUUUAUGUUGUUCAACUUUAGUGAGUGGUAUGCCGUUAAUCUCAUAUGUAAAGUUAGAUGGUCUUGUUUUCCUUGUUACGGUCAUGACCACAGACUUUUUUACGUUAAUUGACAUUUGCCAAUUAGAGCACCAAAUAGCUAGAGUGUUGAGGGAUGUAUUAAGUGCGAUGUUAUCGUUAUAAUUAGUGAUUUCACUAUAGAUAACGCAGUCGUCGGCGAACAGUUUUAUAUUACAACCAAUGUUAGCUGUGAUGUCAUUAAUAUAGAUUAUUAAGAAGAGUAAUGGCCCAAGAACUGAGCCUUGGGGAACUCCGGAAGUAACGGUGACAGUGUUAGGUGGCAUUUUUUCGUAGGUUACAAAUUGUGAACGAUUGGCUAGAAAUUCUUUUAUCCAGGCUGAAAGGAGCCCUUUCCCAACAACACUUUCAACUUUAGCGAUUAAUUUGUUAUGGCAUACACAAUCAAAUGCCUUAGAUAGAUCAAGUAAAAUCAUGUCAGUCUGGCCGCGGUGAUUGAUAGUAUAUGCAAGAUCGUGGACUAGUUCUGUUAGUUGGGUUAUUGUUGAUAAACCACUGCGAAAACCAUGUUGGUAGGGAGACAAGAAGCCAGUGCUCUCUAGAAAAACCAUUAUGUGCUUUAAGAUUAUGUGCUCUAGAAGCUUACAGGAUGUACUAGUUAAUGAAAUGGGUCUAAAAUUUGAAAUUUCUGCUGUGUCGCCUGAUUUAUGGAUAGGUAUUAUCUUUGCAAUUUUCCAGUCGUUCGGUAGCUGUGAAGUCGUGAGUGAUUUACGAAAAAUUAUGCCGAGGUAUCUACUGCACCAUUCCGCAUACCUUUUCAGAAAGUCGUUAGGUAUGUUGUCAGGACCGCUGCCUUUUUUAGGGUCAAGAUUAAGCAGAAGAUUAAGUAUGCCAGCGUCCGUAAUGUGUAAUUCGCCAAUGCUUACGCCCUGUCUCGUUAGAAUGGGGGGAAUAAUGUUAUUGUCUGUAGUAAAUACUGAUUGAAAAAAAAUGUUAUAUACGUUGGCUUUCGCAGUUUCUUCCUCUGGGCUUAAGUGGGACGCUUCUCCAUCAUUGGUGCGAAAGUGCCUCCAGAACCUUCCGGGAUUAUUACGCCCGUCUCGUGCUUCUGAAAAGAGCUUGCGGUAUUGGCGUGAACAGACAGCGUUCAUCACUUGUGCAUGUGCAACACAUUGGCGGAGGCAAUACGAACUGCAUUUCUCACUAGCUGGACAAGUCAGAAUGGCAAUGCACCUUGGAGAACAAGACUCGAAUUGUGAAAGUCUGGUGGUUUCACAGAACUUUGUUUUAUGUCAAGAUGGGCUGACACCAUGUCACCUGAUGCUGUCACUCUCUGGAAAUGCCUAUUUUCUGCCUGCCCAGGAGGAGCUCCAAGCAAUAAUCACAGAUCAAAACGUCUGAUUGUGGUAUUCACCCAUUUCUAAUGUGCCAUCUUUAACAAAACUUUCUUGUCGAUUUUCAUAUGCUUUACCGCAUAACACGGAUGUAUUGCGGCGAAGCUGACUUUGGAAAAUUGGUUGCAAUGUGCAACACAUUGGACCCUUGUCCGUUUUUUUUAAAACAAAAAUUGUGUGCGCAUUUGAUUUCUGUUUCAUUUUAGGGGCUUUUGUCCUUUCUAUGCUAGUUUACACUUUGGACACACAGACAGCUGGCGUGUGUUUCACUCUGGGGCAUGUUAGAAUCUGUACGUAAACCAUGGCAAA
Molecule: messenger RNA, 1782 nt
Organism: Dermacentor andersoni
Lineage: Eukaryota; Metazoa; Arthropoda; Arachnida; Ixodida; Ixodidae
Source: RefSeq, a predicted model, not a curated record